Molecule: messenger RNA, 2397 nt
Organism: Ostrea edulis (European flat oyster)
Lineage: Eukaryota; Metazoa; Mollusca; Bivalvia; Ostreida; Ostreidae
Exons: 12
Coding region: 881-2389 (502 amino acids)
Source: RefSeq, a predicted model, not a curated record
AGAUUCACCUACUACCACUGAAUUCCAAUGAAGACACAAUAAGAGUGCUUUCCCUAUACUUCACCCCACCCCAAUUGGCCAUCCUUUCAAGUGCCAUAAACCAUGUGCCUGCUAACUUCUUAAACAGCACAAUGUUGAUUUUAAAUAUAUGCAUGGCAUCUCCCUUUUUUAAGGAUAUUCCUCCUGCGACCUUAAAUCAUGUAAUACCAGUUCUGAAGAAUUGCGAGAACUACAUCCAGUUUUGGAGGGAGAACCCACAAGACAUUUCCGGAAUUUUAUGGCAGGCUUCUCAAGACUGGAAGGAACCUUAUCUAAAAUUUGUAAACCCACCUGUUCAACAGUGUGUUGAAUGUGGUGAAACUUUAUAUCCAUAUUCCCGAAUUUGUGUGACAUUUUACAGUCUUGGUGGACCUAUUCCUGGCCAGCGAGGCAUUUCAAAAUGCAAAAAAUGCAGAAUUUAUUACCAUUUAACUGGUUAUGUAGUUCCUAAUCGAGGGAAAAUGUUUUAUGCUGAGCCCAUUACAUGUGACUGGAAAUGUGCCAGUAAUAAAGUCUUCUUCGAUAAAGAUCUGCAUGAAUUUAUGUGCGAGUCCAGCAAUCAUGCCUUUGUAUCACACCAAGCUUUUGCAGAAAUAUACAAUUGUGUAUACUCAGACAGACGGACACAGCACAAUUCUAUGCGUGGAAGGACCAAAUGAUGUCAGCAGGAGUUGGGUCAGAAUACAAGGAGAUUGUAGAACUCAUUCCUUGAACACAGGAAGACAAUGUCAAUGAUACCCUAAACAGCGAUGAGGGUGAUAUUACAAUUGAAGAAACACAGUCACUUCAAGUAGCUUCUGUGGCUGAGGACCACUCAACUGGACUAAGUCUCCAGGUAACCAUGACAAGGAAAAAUGCUGCUGCAUAUUUUAAUGGAGAGAUAGCAAAUGAAGUCAGAGAAAGAGGGCUGUUUGAUAUCUAUAUCACAAAGAAUAAGACAAGAGAAGAUUUGAUGAAGCAGAUACACAGCAUUCGAAAAGAGGAAUUAUAUGAACACAGAGAGGAAGAUUGUUCACCUCUAUGCAAAAGCAAGGGAUGCAGCAAUCUCCGUGUGAUUGACAGUUGCUGGAAGGUAUGCAUGUGCCACUGCAUGUUUGCUGUUCCCAUGGAAGUUGGGGGCUAUCCAUUGCUAACCUUCCCCAAUGUGUGCACAUUGGAACCGAAACACGGGUCUGUGUUUUGCAAAGAACAUUUCAACCUGCUAGAAAGACACAACAUUCCAACAAAAAAAGAUUUCCUCAAGUUCUUAGGAUGUGCAGGUUUCAGCAUGGACAACAUAAAAAUUUUGGAUGGACAGUGGCAUGUGCGAAAUGGGAAAAGAUGGAACAUAAGAUCAAAUUUCGUAUUCGAUAUUUUAUAUGAAGUGGCUCAUCCACAAGACUCCAUUUAUGUGGUAGAGGUGACAACGGACAGUGGCCAGAAGGGAGAGGCUUUCUUCAAAGCUGGAGACUUGCAUAAUCCAAAAGAUUUCCAAACCUCCCUUAACCGCACUUUUAAAGUUGGAACCCUGCUGUGCCAUUUUAAGCAAGUGGAGUUACUGCAGUUGGUGGCACAAAUGGCAUCAGAGGCCAGAAGACGAGCAGAGGCAGUGACAUAUAGGAGAAGAAUGGUGUUAAAUGCGGGGAAACAAGAAGGAACAUCCAUCAUAUUCCUUAGUCCAAAUCAGAUUAUGGACAUUUCAACUGGUGCCAUGAUCCAUCCCAUGGAUUGCCCAUUCAUGUGGCUGAAGGGCGAAAUUGUGAACCUGAGAGGACCCAAGAUGGAUAUAGUGCAUGAGAUAAGGACACCAAUAGGUCUCACGACACUGACCGCCUUUUUAGGAAAAGCAGAAGUUAUCUUAAAGGAGAAUAUCGGUCCAGCCAUCCUAGCAUGGAGUAGUAUGUACAGCUUAAAUCUUUACCAGAAAUGGAUGGACACCAUUCGGCAUUUCAAUUUGCCAAUGUUGUAUGGGCCACCAACGGCAGGGAAAACAUUGAUUGCUCAUUGUGCCGCAUGGAUGAAUGGCUGCAGUGAGCUGCACAUAGCCUCAAGGUGUACCCUAGCUUUUGUCACGUCAUGGCUGACUACAAGUAGUCUGCCAUUUGUGUGGGACGACCCAACAUCAAGCGAAGAGGUAGCCCAGCUAGCCAUAGAUCUUGGAAACGGGGCAGUGAGAGGAAGGGUGAAUGAAGACACCAAGAAACCUUUAACCGGUUGUCUUGUGACGGCAAAUUUCGACCUCAGCGCAGCUUACAAAUACUUCAGUCGACUCUUUGUCCUGAAAAUUUAUCCACUCAAGGACAAAAAAAGACUGGUGAUGCCAGAAUAUUGGAAGAGGCUGCUAAGGCAUCAUCCUCAGCACUUCCAUUAAUACUCAAC